Molecule: messenger RNA, 369 nt
Organism: Xyrichtys novacula (pearly razorfish)
Lineage: Eukaryota; Metazoa; Chordata; Actinopteri; Labriformes; Labridae
Source: the annotation of a GenBank genome assembly
AUGGAUGCAAACGAGACAGAAAAGAAGAAAAAAAAACACAGUGAGCAGACAGACACAGACAGGAAAGAAAAGUUCGACACCGGGUUAGAGACAACAGGAGAGCCAGGAGCCACUGAGACAGAGAUAUUUGGAGAAAGAGAGAGAGUGGGGGCAGACGGGGGGGUAGAAAGAGAGAGAGAGAGAGAAGAGGAGGGGGGGAGUAAUCAAGGAGAAUCAGGACGUUUCCUCUGUAAUACCCACAGGCCUCCUCGGCUGAGCCCUGCUGCACAAUCCUCGCUGAUUGGAGCGAAGGGUUUGUUUGAAGAGGAGGUCAAGACCAUCAGUACCUUGUUAAGGAAAAGUUGUGUCCAGAGGAAUGAAGGAGGCUGA